Molecule: messenger RNA, 2845 nt
Organism: Orbicella faveolata
Lineage: Eukaryota; Metazoa; Cnidaria; Anthozoa; Scleractinia; Merulinidae
Cellular component (GO): extracellular region
Molecular function (GO): chitin binding
Source: RefSeq, a predicted model, not a curated record
ACGCUAAACCACAUUCGAUUUGUUAAUUCGAUCAACAUGUGCAGUUAUAGCUCGUUUCGAAACGGUAUUUUUUAAUUCCGGUUCCCCUCGGACUUAUAUAAGUCCCUCCGUUUAUAAGCCCAUCUAAAAGCCCCUAUGAAGUUGUAAUAGCCUAGGGCUUCUAAGCGGCAGUUCACUUCAUGAAUGCACGCACCAAACAGGCCAUCCAUGACUGGUGUUUGACAAUAUGAAAACAUUGUCAGUCGAUGCUGUAAAACAGUUCGAUUUGAGAAUUAAUUCUGUAAAUCAAUCCGUUAUACCAGGGUGCAUUUUAACGAGGCUCCAUUUGAAAUACAGGGCAGUUCUAAGCAAUAAAAAGUAACACAUUUGUACAGGUACCAAACCAAGAAACGUUUUAUGCACCUGUACUUCCGACAAGUAACGAAUCACAAAGGAAACAUUGAGAGCAGAACAAUAUGUUACAAGGCUUUUGUAUCGGUGGAAAAAGAAAAUUCUGCUUGCAGGGAGUAACCAAUCAAAUAAUUUAUCGCUUUAAAUUCUCCCUUGAAAGAAGUCAGGCACGGAGGUGUGAAUCUCUAAUUUAAAAACACUAUUUGACGCGUUGAACCGACGGAGUUUACACCAAAUGGCACGCUUUGAACUGACCUUGUGAGAAACAAGCAUUGUUAUAAUAUAAACACAAACAAAAAGAGGCAAUCAGAUGUUUUGCUUAAGCAAGAAACACGGACAGGAUUUAUUCAUGUGUAAUGCAAUCUUAGCUGUUGUCGCAGCGCUUAUACUGAUGAGCGGGAAUCACAACGUAUCCGCCAUGGGUCUGAUAAAGCCUGCGGAUCGGUUAAAGCCGACGGGCGAGGACUUCGCCAUUUGUGAGCUUUCUGCGGAACAAAAGGAAAACUUCUUGGACGACCACAACAAAUAUCGCGGAAUGGUUGAUCCACCUGCUGCGGACAUGGAGUAUAUGUUUUGGGACGAAGACAUUGCCAACCUAGCUCAGAUGUGGUCAAACCAAUGUGUAUGGGAACACGGGUUUGUUGAAUUCGGUGACGAAUACCCUCAUGCUGUUAACUUCAAAAGAGUGGGUCAAAAUCUAGCGCGACAGUGGGGAACACUUGACAACCCAGACGACCGCGUGAAGUCCUGGUACCAGGAGCGCCGGUACUACUCAUACAGCAAGUUUACAAACCCGAUGGGAGCCUCUUGUUCUAAAGAGCCAUGCGGACAUUACACACAGGUAUUUCAAGUAACAAGGGGAAAGACAUUUCUAACAGCUUGGUUUUCUUUAAGAGGUAACAUAAUUGGGGAAUAUCCUUACAAGAGAGGAACUCCAUGCUCUAAAUGCGCCUCUGGUAAAGGAUUUUGCUACAAGAAUCUAUGUAGGGACUGUGACAACUUUGACAGCGAAUGUGGUAAAAGUCUCACCAAGGAAUUGUGCUCUACAAAGCGUGAAUUAAUGGCCAAGAAAUGUCCAAAGAUGUGCAACUUGUGCGGUAAGUUAAGUCAACCUUGGCUGACUUUGCUGAUGGAAAUAAAGUAUGUACCGUUGAAAUCGCAAGUUUUGUCAAAUAUCUUUUUCUUCAUCCUUAUAGAGUGUCCUUUGAAAUGCCAAAAUGGUGGAACAGUAAACCUCCAGAAUUGUGUUUGCUCGUGUCCUUCAGGUUGGAAGGGUCUAGAUUGUUCAGUGCGUUGUUUUGACGCUGCCGGGAAAGACACUUGCGUGUGGCGAAUGAAUCAUGGGCACGACUGCCAGGCGUUUUACAUGAAGAUUGACUGUGCUGCGACUUGUGGAUACUGCGAUGACGGCAGUAAAACUUCCACCACUACACCAGCUCCUGCAACAAAUGUCCCAACACCACCACCCACAGCAACAGCGACUACAAGUUCUUCGUUGACAACUUCAAACCCAAAUGUCCUUACGCCCACACCACAAGGGUUCUUGCCUUCAGAGUGCAAGACCAACCAACAUUCUCGCUGUGACGUGUGGGCGGCUAUUGGCGAGUGUGAAAAGAACCCCCUGUGGAUGAUACCGAACUGCUGUGUCAGCUGUAAACAUCAUCAGAUGCCUAAAGAAUGCAAGGAUGCAUCUCCAAACUGCCCGGUGUGGGCUUAUCAAGAACAAUGUGAAAUAAACCCCUUGUGGAUGUUAAAAAACUGUAGACAAAGCUGUAACCAGUGCGGAGCUUGUAACGACACAGAUGCCAAGUGUCCUUCGUGGGCGCUAUUAAAGCUGUGCAAGUCGAGAGACAACAUGACUUGGAUGAACAAAAACUGUAAGAAAAGCUGUGGCUUGUGCAAAGUUUAUGACAAACAUGCAGAAUGCCCCGCCUGGGCUGCGAUGGACGAAUGUAAAACAUCUAACUGGACUUGGAUGAUGGAUAACUGUCCACGAAGUUGUGAUGUUCCUUUUUCAGAGGCCUCCUUUUGCGGCAACAAAACAAACGGUAAUUACCAUGCCCCCAGUACAUGUCAAGGAUACAUUGCGUGUUCAAAUGGUGUCACAAGUCAUGUGGCCUGUCCCGCAGGACAGAAGUUUGACACAGUUAAGAAAAUUUGCCAGUCAGCGAAUCGAGCAAUUUGCACAGCGGCUUGUCCAAGAAGUCAAAUUCGACUAAGAGGUAAUCUCAACACAGAAUUGUGCAAAAAGAAUGGAGGGAGAAGAAGUCGCUUUUGUUUGAAUGUCUCGGCACUCAAGACCAAACAACCGCAACAACAACAACAACAACAAUAAAAACAUUUUUGCGCAAUCCAUUCAGGCUAAUUGCAUGUUAUGUACGAUAGUUGUUUUUGUUAUUUUAGAAUGUUCUGUUUUUUUCACUAAUAAAGUUUUCAAACCAAGGUCACCAUGACG